AUGAGAACUCUUGAUCGAUGGCUUUUAACGGCCGUUCUCGUGGUUCUCCUCUCGGCUUCUUCAUCCUUCGCCGCGAAAAAGAAGGUCAAGGUGGCGAAGAAGAGGAGUAACAAGGAGGUGACUUAUGAUGGAACAUCUUUGAUCGUCGAUGGCAAAAGAGAACUUCUUUACUCUGGCUCUAUACAUUAUCCACGAAGCACUCCUGAAAUGUGGCCACAUAUUAUCAAGAGAGCGAAACAAGGUGGUUUGAACACGAUUCAAACAUACGUUUUUUGGAAUGUGCAUGAGCCUGAGCAAGGAAAGUUCAACUUUUCGGGACGAGCUGAUUUGGUUCACUUCAUAAAGUUGAUCGAGAAGAAUGGCAUGUAUGUGACAUUGAGGCUUGGACCGUUUAUUCAAGCUGAAUGGACUCAUGGAGGACUUCCUUAUUGGCUUAGAGAAGUUCCUGGAAUUUUCUUCCGUACAGACAACGCACCAUUCAAGAUAGAGAAUGAGUAUAGCGCGGUUCAACGUGCAUAUAAACAAGACGGACUAAACUACAUAAAAUGGGCAUCUAAGCUUGUGGACUCAAUGAAUCUCGGGAUCCCAUGGGUUAUGUGCAAGCAGAACGACGCUCCUGAUCCUAUGAUCAAUGCUUGCAAUGGAAGGCAUUGUGGUGAUACUUUCCCCGGUCCAAACAGAGACAACAAACCAUCUUUGUGGACUGAGAAUUGGACUACUCAGUUCCGUGUGUUUGGUGAUCCACCAACUCAGAGAUCAGUAGAAGACAUCGCUUUCUCAGUUGCUCGAUUCUUCUCCAAGAACGGAAGCCAUGUGAACUACUACAUGUACCAUGGAGGGACAAACUUUGGAAGAACCUCUGCACAUUAUGUAACCACUCGUUACUACGAUGACGCACCUCUUGAUGAGUAUGGUUUAGAGAAAGAGCCUAAGUAUGGUCAUCUUAAGCAUCUUCACAAUGCCCUUAACCUCUGCAAGAAACCACUUCUUUGGGGUCAGCCUAAAACCGAGAAGCCUGGAAAAGAUACAGAGAUUCGAUACUACGAACAGCCUGGAACGAAAUCUUGUGCGGCUUUCUUGGCUAACAACAACACGGAAGCUGCAGAAACCAUUAGAUUCAAGGGGAGGGAUUACGUUAUCGCGCCUCGUUCCAUUAGUAUUCUUCCAGAUUGUAAAACUGUUGUCUACAACACUGCACAGAUUGUUUCUCAACACACUGCAAGGAACUUCAUGAAGUCUAAAAAGGCGAACAAGAAGUUUGAUUUCGAAGUUUUCACCGAGAAAUUGCCUGGUAAACUCCAAGGUGACUCUUACAUACCCGUUGAGCUUUACGGUUUGACGAAAGACAAGUCAGACUAUGGAUGGUACACAACAAGCUUCAAUGUCCAUGAGAAUCACUUACCUAAGAAGAAAGGAGUUAAGACUGUCUUGAGAAUUGCUAGUCUUGGACAUGCGUUGCACGUUUGGCUUAACGGAGAAUACCUAGGAAAUGGACAUGGAAGCCAUGACGAGAAGAGCUUUGUUUUCCAGAAGACGGUUGCAAUUAAAUCAGGAGAGAAUAAGCUUGUUAUGCUUGGUGUUCUUACAGGGUUCCCGGACAGUGGAUCCUACAUGGAGCAUAGAUACACCGGACCUCGUAGUGUUUCCAUCUUAGGAUUGACUUAUGGAACACUUGAUCUCACUGAAAACAGCAAAUGGGGGAACAAGGUCGGUAUGGAAGGGGAAAGACUCGCAAUUCAAACCGAGGAAGGUUCAAAGAAGGUCACAUGGAAGAAAUUCUCAGGGAAAGCACCAGGACUUACAUGGUACCAGACAUACUUCGAUGCACCAGAAAGCCUAAAUGCAGCGGCAAUUCGCAUGAGCGGUAUGGGAAAAGGGUUGAUUUAUGUGAACGGAGAAGGCGUUGGAAGAUAUUGGAUGUCUUUCUUGUCACCUUUAGGCCAACCUACGCAAAUAGAGUAUCACAUCCCUAGAUCUUUCUUGAAGGCCAAGAAAAACCAUCUUGUUAUAUUCGAGGAAGAGCCUAAUGUGAAGCCUGAGCUUAUAGACUUCGUCAUCGUUAACAGAGACACUGUUUGCUCUUUCGUCGGAGAGAACUACACUCCAAGUGUUAGACACUGGGUUAGGAAGCAAGACCAGGUCCAAGCCAUCACCGAAAACGUGAGUCUCACGGCUACUCUUAAAUGCUCAGGCACUAGGAAGAUUGCAGCCGUUGAGUUCGCUAGCUUCGGAAACCCUAUUGGUGUUUGUGGAAACUUCACACGUGGUACUUGUCAUGCUCCUGUUUCAAAGCAAGUCGUUGAGAAGCAUUGUUUGGGGAAAGCAGAGUGUGUGAUUCCGGUGAACAAGAGCACAUUCGAACAAGACAAGAAGGAUUCAUGCAAGAAUGUUGUGAAGACGCUUGCCGUGCAAGUCAAGUGUGGUCGUGGCAAGAAGAAGUGA
Microthlaspi erraticum is the source of this 2442-nucleotide messenger RNA. The record is from the annotation of a GenBank genome assembly. NCBI's taxonomy places the organism in Eukaryota, Viridiplantae, Streptophyta, Magnoliopsida, Brassicales, Brassicaceae.